UAACGUUCGAGAAGAAAUAAACAAACAUGGCGGAAUCUAGCUUGGCUAUGUACUAUGUUAUUUGCAACAUACCAUCUUCCUUUCGAUCUGCAAAUCUUAGAAACUUUUUUAGCCAAUUCAUAGAAUGCAAUGGUUUCUUGUGUUUCCAUUACCGACAUCGACCGGAGGUUUUAAAGGAGUCCGAGGGCACUCAAGACAACUUGCCAGACCAUAUAACAAUAGACACCGUUAAAGCAGACAAUAGAAACGCAACGUUAAAAAAUGACUGUGCUUCUUCGGCGAAGAACGUAAAGACCUGUUGUUGCGUGGUCUCAGUACCAGCAAGAGAGGCUGACAGAUUGGUAAAAAUGUACGCCGGGAAUCAAUGGAUAGACUCCAAAGGCAACUGGCUUGCAAGGCGUUGUGUGAUAAGAAAAGUAAAAGUAUCUGACACAACAGAUGCGGACACAUUUCCCUACAAGACAAAGUCAGAGCACAGGCGUCGUGUGGCACUAACACAAUGCUUCACAGAGAUGGACCUCAGGGGUUUGCCGGAACUAAACCCGCCUUCUCUUAUGCCUGCUGGAAAUGUGGGUACGACUGUGAAGGUAUUCUUACAGCUCAUCCAGUCAUGCCGGCUGCCUCCGCGUCUCAUACGCAAAUUGGGCCUCACCUUUCCCAAGACCAGCAGUAAUCGUCGCUAUGGUAAUGUGCCCUUCCACUACCACGCUACCAGUGUGGCAUCAUCUUCUGAGGAGAGUGUGUUUACAGCUAGUGGGCAUGAAAUUGCCGGUCCUGGUUGUGUGGUCCCUCCAUCGGUAACCAAGGGGCCUGGUGAGCCUUUACGGGAUCCUGAGACAUCGGAGGACGAGGAGGAUGUCCAGUCAAAUGCAGAUGACGAUGAUGACCGCUGUGAGGAGUGGGAGCGUCACGAAGCCCUGCAUGAAGAUGUCACAAGUCAGGAGCGCAGCAAGGAGCGGCUCUUCGAGGAGGAGAUAGAGCUAAAAUGGGAGAAGGGUGGCUCCGGCUUGGUCUUCUACACCGAUGCCCAGUACUGGCAAGAGGAGGAGGGAGAUUUUGAUGAGCAAACAGCGGAUGAUUGGGAUGUGGACAUGAGCGUUUACUAUGACAAAGAUGGGGGUGACAAGGACUCCCGUGACUAUGUCCGCAUGCGCUAUGAGAAGAGGCUGAGGGAUGGGCUGGCGGAAAGGUCUGGACAGCAAGAUCAGCCAAUUGGAAUCUUUGAGAAGUUCACAAAGGGUGUUGGCCGCCGGGUGAUGGAGAAGCAGGGGUGGAAGGAAGGACAGGGGCUGGGUAACAGUCUGGCAGGGAUUCCCGAGGCACUGGAUAAUGAAGGACAGCAUCCCAAAUGCAAGAGGGGCUUUGGGUACCAUGGAGAGAAGCUGAGCUCCUACUAUGGAAAAAAGGCCAAACCAGACUACCAUAUAUCCACUGUGUAUGAUAAACCCAAACAGAUAGACCAAGGAGAUCCUUUAUUGCGACGCCAUCCCAACACCAGCAUGAAGUACAGAGGCUGGCCAGCCAGGUGGCAGCAUUGGGCCCAAAAACAUAAUUUAUAUUACUGUUCUUCCUAAAUUUUUUCUCUCACAAAUACAUUUUACACUUUAUUCAUAUUAAAGCAUUAUCAUUUUACAAACCAAGGAUUUUGCUUUGUUUCAAAUGUAUUGGAAAUGUAAAUAAACGUAACAUAUUAUCUUAGUUUAUUCAACUACCUGAAUUGUUUUCUUGUACCACUACUUAAGGGAAGUGCUAUCAUUUUUACAUGUUGAACCGGAAGUACAUGUUUAACCGGAUGUUUAUCUUAUUCCAGUAUUUUAUUAGCGAGUAGGCGUCAUGUAUGGCAACAUUAGUUAUUCCGCAGCAACAAUAAGACUUCCAGAUUUUGUCUUCAAAAUAAAGGUCUGCGGUAAAACGCGAUUUUG
Molecule: messenger RNA, 1922 nt
Organism: Esox lucius (northern pike)
Lineage: Eukaryota; Metazoa; Chordata; Actinopteri; Esociformes; Esocidae
Gene: gpatch3
Product: G patch domain containing 3
Exons: 7
Coding region: 27-1574 (515 amino acids)
Biological process (GO): negative regulation of RIG-I signaling pathway; positive regulation of DNA-templated transcription; negative regulation of type I interferon production
Molecular function (GO): nucleic acid binding
Source: RefSeq, a predicted model, not a curated record